GCUUUCGGCACUUGCUCCGGCGUUUUCCGGUGGCAGUAAUGAGAUGUCGGCCCAGCGCCAUGUUACGGCCACAUUCGUUCUGUACAUCUCAAAGCUUGCGACUGCGGUGAGCAGUGAGAAGACUGUAUCAAAACCCAAUUAUUACGAAUGGAAUGGCUUCGUAGCUAGACGGAUCAAUAAAUCGUGGGGCAGACGUAGCACAGGGAUUACUUGCAGCCUUGUCACAUCCUCACGCUUCCCCCAGGACUGUCUACUGAAACGCAAGCGCACAGGGAUGAGUAGUAUGGAUACCAAAAUCAGCGCAAUCGUGCACCAGAAUGAGGUCUCUGUAUGCCUCGUGUGCUAGUGCUCCGAAAUCCUAUGUAUACAACGAGGCGGUUGACGAGAAAUUAUGGAUCCUAUCGGAACUGAGAUGGGUGGGACAACAAUCAUGAGGAACUGAUAGGCUACGGCGGGGCUACAAUGCAGUAGAAGGAUGUUUAGUCGCAUGGUGUAGCAUGUGCCAAUCGUGACUGUACUAACCAGCGAUCUUCGCACACGUCGGGACCGCAAGUGGCCAAUAAGCUGC
Fomitopsis serialis is the source of this 568-nucleotide messenger RNA. RefSeq lists its product as uncharacterized. The record is from RefSeq and is a predicted model, not a curated record. The coding region runs from base 44 to 346 and encodes 100 amino acids. The transcript has a single exon. NCBI's taxonomy places the organism in Eukaryota, Fungi, Basidiomycota, Agaricomycetes, Polyporales, Fomitopsidaceae.